AAUAGGAGCAACAGGUUUCGGCUGCAGACUGUGGAUUUUUUAAUGUGCGAUAUCUGGACAAAAACUCCGAGAGAAUCUAAAGAAGAGCCGAUAAAAGGUGCCAAAACCACCUGAUGCUGUAGCCUAAUCUGGUCACCUGGGACUGAAGACACUCACACUCACACACACACACACACACACACACACACACACACACACACACACACACAUGGCCAACAUGGCGUCAGACCCGCCCAUCUUGACAGAGCAGCAGGAGCUGCAGAGGAGAGCCAAUCAGGUCACAGAUGAGUCCCUGGAGAGCACAAGGCGGAUGAUGCAGAUGGUUGAGGAGAGCAAAGAUGCUGGGAUCCGAGCUGUGGUCAUGCUGGAUGAACAAGGAGAGCAGUUGGAGCGUAUAGAGGAGGGCUUGGAUCAGAUCAACUCUGAUAUGAAGGAGGCCGAGAAAAACCUGACAGACCUGGGCAAGUGCUGUGGCCUCUGCUCCUGUGAUAAACUGAAGGCCUUUGAGGAGAGUCGAGCGUACAAGGCAGUUUGGGGCGGAGGCUCGGGUCAGGAUGGCGCCGUGUCCAAUCAACCGCCGUCGUCUCGAGUCGUAGAUGAGAGGGAACAAAUGAUUAUGAGCGGAGGACACAUUCGGAGGGUGACUAACGAUGCCCGUGAGGACGAGAUGGAGGAGAACCUGACUCAUGUCAGCAGCAUAAUCGGAAAUCUGAAGAGCAUGGCCCUGGACAUGGGCAACGAGAUGGACAUGCAGAACAACCAGAUCAGUCGCAUAGAGGGAGAGGCUAUUCUCAACGUGUCACGCAUCGACGCUGCUAACCAGAUAGCCAACAACCUCAUGAAGCGAUAGGAGGGUUCUUCCAUGUCACUCUUUUUCUUCUAAUUCAUCCUACUUGCAUUACUAUGCUUCUGCAUGCUGUGCCAAAGUGUUGCUGCUGGUAUUCUGGGAUCUACAUAGGCCAUUUUUAAGUAUAAUUUUCCUUCCUGUAUUAUUAUUGCUGUGAUAUUCCUAGAGACUUUGAGUCCAUUAUUCUCACUAGUGAUGUCUCAAUUAUUUUCUUGUGUUUGUAUUUAUUGUCUUAAUAAUAGGCAGUCAUAGUUUUGCUGUGAUACUGAUAUGACUGAUGAAAUAUUGAUUAUUAUGAGUCUAUUUCACAGCAAGGCCUUUGUCACUUUACAUUUCACAUUCUUUAUUUCCCCUCAAGUUGGCCUCUGAGGUCACUCGGCAGAGAUUUAGGAAGCUUUAAUGAUCCCUGUGGGGAAACUGGAUCACUGCAGCAGCAGCAGCAUCAUCACCACCACCAACAGCAGCAGAGAGCAGAAUCUGAAAGACAAAAUCUGAAAUUAUUUCACAAAAGGUGAACAUGUGGAAAACAACACAGCGUAGAGCAGCUCCUCGGGCCGGGGGGUCCAUCUUUAGCCAAUAAGUAGCCUUUUAUUUCUACCGUUCAGAUCAUUUAAUAACAAAGCUGUAAUAACUCUGUGUGCAAGAUAUAUGUACACAUUUAACAAAAAAACAUAUACAACUAUCAUUAACUAGCAA
Molecule: messenger RNA, 1543 nt
Organism: Cottoperca gobio
Lineage: Eukaryota; Metazoa; Chordata; Actinopteri; Perciformes; Bovichtidae
Product: synaptosomal-associated protein 25
Exons: 8
Coding region: 209-850 (213 amino acids)
Biological process (GO): synaptic vesicle fusion to presynaptic active zone membrane; exocytosis; synaptic vesicle priming
Cellular component (GO): SNARE complex; plasma membrane
Molecular function (GO): syntaxin-1 binding; voltage-gated potassium channel activity; SNAP receptor activity
Source: RefSeq, a predicted model, not a curated record